Messenger RNA from Chaetomium globosum CBS 148.51, 2982 nucleotides. RefSeq lists its product as uncharacterized. Lineage: Eukaryota; Fungi; Ascomycota; Sordariomycetes; Sordariales; Chaetomiaceae. The coding region runs from base 1 to 2982 and encodes 993 amino acids. Gene Ontology annotation, molecular function: ATP binding; protein serine/threonine kinase activity. The transcript is spliced from 6 exons. The record is from RefSeq and is a predicted model, not a curated record. Gene Ontology annotation, biological process: peptidyl-serine phosphorylation; peptidyl-threonine phosphorylation.
AUGGGGUUGUUCCAGAAGAACCUGCAUUCGGACUACCCAGCUCAUUCGGAAUACCAGCUCUCGGGGAUAAUCCUAAAUCGAGAGGAGUUCGAAAAGGAUGAUGAGUUGGAAACCGAUCUGGAGGCUUUUGCAGAGCUCAAAGAAGACAGCAUAGGCCUCAGCAAGGUUGACGGUAAUUGGGAGAGUCAUUCCAAGCAAAGUUUCCAUGACCCGGAGGCCCUCGAGGACGGCGAAUCGGAUGAAACGGACCUUAGGUCGCGUCUCGAAGCUGGGUUUGUGAGAGGGGAGCAUGGGAACAAGUUCCUCCCGGCCAAAGAGCUCGACAAGCUGUUGACGGAACAGGUCAUCAAACGGACGAUUCUAGCAACCCAUCUUGAGAGCCCUAUCCUGGCCGAGAUUCUAAGCGCAACUCGCCCCGGAGUUUCUUCUUCGCAUUCCCUGAGGAAAACAUUCGCCGUUCUGACACUCCUAGACAGACCUGGCGAUAUCUCGCAGUUUCUGUCCAACGAGCUUAGGGAUGCGAGCCUUCCGUUAUCAGAGAAAUUGCUAAAGGAGGUCUGGCCGGGGGAUGUCGAGGCGGCGGCGGAGUUUGAGGAGAUGCAAUGGCAGGUCCUAGCCCCCGUCUUCAAAACCAGCUCGGGGGAUUCACCCAGAGUAUACCACUAUUCACUGGACGACAGGACCAUCCUCCCCUUUUAUUCAGAUGAUGGCGACGCUCCCAUUCAAGGAGGCUACGGAAAAGUACACAAAGUUAAGAUUCACGAGUCGCAUGUGUCUCCCAAUUUCUUAGCCUCCGGCGUCAAGGACGGUUUGUUUGCACUCAAGAAGCUCCACAAGAGCCCAGGGAAUGAUCGGGCCUUUGCCCGCGAGCGCUCGUCUCUUAGACGAUUCAGCGGCCUUGGGGCCAAAGACAACUCACACGUGAUCAAGCUACUCGCAACCUUCGAGGACAAGGACACAUAUUCUUUCCUUUUUCCCUGGGCAGAAAAAGACCUGGCCGGAUACUGGCAGUCCGAGCCAACCGAACGCCAUUCCGGCGCCACUCUGACAUGGAUUGCAGAGCAGUGUCUGGGUCUUGCUAAAGGCUUGCAGUCCAUCCAUGGCCUAAAUGGCCGUCACGGGGACAUCAAGCCCGAAAACAUUCUAUGGGUUUCCGGGGAUGCUAAAGCCGGCUCCGCCCAGUCAGGUGGUACUUUGAUGAUUUCGGAUUUCGGACUUGCUCGAUGGCAUAAGGGGCAGUCCAGGUCAAUACGACCGCAGAAGCUUUCCGGUACCCCGACCUACAGGCCCCCAGAGUGCGAUUUAACCGAUGAGCCCAUCUCAGAUGCCUGGGAUACCUGGUCUCUAGGAUGUGUCUUGCUCGAAUUCAUCACAUGGUACGUGUUGGGAUCUCAAGGGGUUCUGGCCGAUUUUCCCAGGGCUCGCACCCAGACCUUGUCCGUGGGACAGCCUCGAGAUAUACUAGACGAUUCUUUCUUCACGCUACAGAAUCAAGAGGGCAAGGUUUCUCUCAUGAAGUCCAAUCUGAAGCCGUCGGUUAAAAAUCAAUUCCAAAACCUUCGUCAGCACCCAUUUUGUUCCAAGUUCAUCAGCGAUUUCCUCGACCUGAUCGAGUUCGGAAUGCUGGAAACAUUACCGGAAAAGCGCUUCGAUUCCUCGUAUUGUGUCCAGGUGUUGGAGCCGCUGCGCUUGAACUUGGACCUCGACCACAAUUACGGAAAGCCACAAAGCGCCAUUACAUUGGAGAUGCCGCCACUGACAGGAGGGAACCGCCAACGGGAGUUCGUUAACCCUGAGCAGACGGAAGGCCCUCCCGGCUUCGCUGUAGCGGAAGACACGGAUCGACUCGACUUUACCUUGCACGAAACAACCCCCUCGGAGAAGCUAGGAUCUCGCUUUGAUACCUUUAGAAGAUGGCUUGAUAGGCAGGUUGGCGCCGAAGUUGACUGGUGGCCCCUCCCGCGAGUACAUCAAGAACUUCCACCAGGCCAUAUGAGGCUUUCCUGGGUUUAUGGCGGACAGCAAAUGUCCAUAACCCUCGACCCAGACAGCGCCAGACGUUGGCGUAAUGGCUCGACCAGGGGCACGACUGGAAGCACGCCUAUCCUGCCGUCCUGGGGAACUGGAACCCCCUCAACCAGCACACCCACCAGUGAAAAGCCGCCCCCCUCAACAGCCACAACAAUCCAUCACCACCUAGCGGCGCUCUGGAACUGGACAUCCCGAAAACCUCCAAACCCCAGCCCCAAACCCCCUCCCACCCCUCCCCCCGCACCAACCUUUUGGCGCGAAUCCUACCUCUGCGCCGACCGCAGCUGGACCAGCGCCCCGGAAACCAAGCUCAGCACGCUCUCCACCAUCGACAGCAUGGCCGACGACCACGCCCUCUUCACGGAAGCACGCCGCGUCCUCAACCUCGCCCAAGGCAACCGCCUGCAGCGCUUCUUCUCCUGGCGCGCCUACACGCGCGUGCAGCUCUCCCAGUUCCACUUCCUCUUCGACAACAGCGACUACGUCAAGACCUUUUCCUACCCCACACUCACCAACCCCAACAUGGCCAUCUGCGCCGGCUACGAAUUCACCACCCCCCACCACCACCACCACACCGUCCCCAUCCCCACCGACAUCCACAUGCAAAUCAUCGCCGAGACCAUCCUCCAAGGCCUGCGCCACCCCACCCUCGGCCGCAACCAACGCACCGUGCUGGGGGGCAUGCCGAAGCGGCGGGCGCCGCCGGGGCUGCGGAAGCAGGCGCUGGCGUCAGGGUGGGGGUUCCAUGCGGGGCGGGGUCCGUGUGUGGUGAGGAUGGGGGCGUGGGUGGUGGGUGUGGUGGGGAUGGGGUUGGUGUUUGUGCCGGUGUGGUUGGGUAGGGUGAGUGAGGUGGAUUUGCAGGGGGCGUUGGCGCCGGGGGGUUUCUUGGUGACGGUGUUGGGGGUGGUGGUGGCGUUGGCGUGUCUUGUGAGGGAGGGGGGAGGGGGUUGA